AUGGCGCCGCCUCCGUCCAACGAGGACAAGAUCGCAGAGGCGAAGAAGUUGUCAAAGGAAAGUCCCAAGAAGGCGGAAUCACUAUACAAGGAAGUUCUGUCAACACCACCCACCGCCAACGAGGCCUCAUUACGGGACUUCGAGACUGCUCUCGGCGGGCUUGGGGAGUUAUAUCGGGAUCAGAAGCGGCCGGAUGACCUCGCAGAUCUGGUCAAGCAAAGCCGGGGAGCGCUCUCAUCGUAUGCCAAAGCAAAGACAGCCAAACUAGUCCGGCAACUACUUGACUAUUUCAACGGCAUCCCAAACUCCCUCGAGACACAGAUCACCACCACCAAAUCAUGUAUAGAAUGGGCCAACGAGCAAAAGCGUAGCUUCCUACGACAAAACCUUGAGACCCGCCUGGUAUCGCUCUACAUGGAGAAGCAGUCAUACUACGAUGCCCUGGCACUGAUCAACACACUCCUCCGUGAGCUGAAGAGAAUGGAUGAUAAGCUGGUUUUGGUUGAGGUCCAAUUGCUCGAAUCAAGAGUCUACCACGCCCUCACAAACCAACCCAAAGCAAGAGCUGCCCUCACGUCCGCAAGAACGUCCGCCGCAUCAGUCUACACCCCUCCGCUACUACAAGCCGGCCUGGAUCUACAGAGUGGAAUGCUUCAUGCUGAAGACAAGGAUUUCAACACGGCUUUCUCCUACUUCAUCGAAGCUCUGGAAGGCUACCACUCGCAGGAUGACAUACCGAAGGCUACCUCAGCACUCAUGUACAUGCUUCUUUGCAAGAUCAUGCUCAACCUAGUGGACGACGUGAAUCAGCUGCUUGCAUCGAAGCAGGCACAGAAAUAUGCUGGGACAAACCUGGAAGCAAUGAAGGCCGUUGCACGAGCACACUCCAACAGAUCACUGGAUGAGUACGAGCAAGCACUCUCGAACUACAGAUACGAGCUCGGCAGCGAUGUCUUCAUUCGAAAUCACCUUCGCCGACUCUAUGACGCUAUGCUGGAAGCCAACUUGGUCAAAGUCAUCGAGCCAUUCUCCAGAGUCGAAAUUGCUCACAUCGCGAAAAUGGUUGGUCUCGAUACACAACAGGUGGAGCGAAAGUUGUCACAGAUGAUCCUCGACAAGGUCAUUAUUGGCGUGCUGGAUCAGGGAACGGGAUGUUUGAUCGUCUAUGAUGAAGUAGAGCGGGAUGCUGGCUACGACGCCGCAUUGGAGACGAUAGAGAAGCUGUCAAACGUGGUCGAUGUGCUGUUCACAGGAAAGGCGGCGUCAUUAGAAUAG
Molecule: messenger RNA, 1275 nt
Organism: Cyphellophora attinorum
Lineage: Eukaryota; Fungi; Ascomycota; Eurotiomycetes; Chaetothyriales; Cyphellophoraceae
Product: putative 26S proteasome regulatory subunit rpn6
Exons: 3
Coding region: 1-1275 (424 amino acids)
Biological process (GO): ubiquitin-dependent protein catabolic process
Cellular component (GO): proteasome regulatory particle, lid subcomplex
Molecular function (GO): structural molecule activity
Source: RefSeq, a predicted model, not a curated record